Messenger RNA from Clarias gariepinus (North African catfish), 1257 nucleotides. RefSeq names its product hepcidin antimicrobial peptide (gene hamp). Gene Ontology annotation, biological process: intracellular iron ion homeostasis; defense response to bacterium. The record is from RefSeq and is a predicted model, not a curated record. Lineage: Eukaryota; Metazoa; Chordata; Actinopteri; Siluriformes; Clariidae. The transcript is spliced from 3 exons. Bases 130 to 405 code for a protein of 91 amino acids. Gene Ontology annotation, cellular component: extracellular region.
GAGAGAGAGAGAGAGAAACAACAUUAACCGAAAAGAAGCUUUAAAGAAGAACUUUCUUUUCCCCCUGAAACAGGAACCAAAGUUCUUUACUUGCUUUUAAACGACGACUAAAAUCAGUGACGACUAAAAAUGAAGCCAAUGAGCAUCGUGUGCGCCGUUAUCGUCAUCAUCGCGUGCAUCUGCAUCUCCCAGAGUGCAGCUGUGCCCUUCUCUGAGGUCCGACUGGAGGAGCGAGUAGAAACUCAAGCAGCCCAGAGUCUCGAUCAGAGUGAUACUGCAUCAUUGGCGAAGGAGACAGGCCCUGAGGUGCUGUUCAGGGCAAAGCGUCAGAGUCACCUCUCCAUGUGCCGAUACUGCUGCAACUGCUGCAAGAAUAAAGGCUGUGGUUACUGCUGCAGGUUCUAAUAAUGGGGACCAUGAGCAAGUUUCCUCAGACAUGGGAUGGGACGUUAACUUAUUUAUCCUGCUGGACUGAUCUUUUUUCUCUGUAAUGUUGAAAUUCUUCUGCUUGGACUGAAUGAACCACCUGCUGAAUGGCUCCAACACUAGGAGCGAAUAUGCUGAUAUGUUAUUUUCUACACACUGCGUUAAUAUGCCAUGAGACUCUUUUUUGUAGGAAUUUUACCCAGAAACUACUUUAAGCUUACUAGCUAUACUAUUAGCUUUAUGCAGCUGCAUUGUAAAGGAACAUAGACAGCUUUUUUAUCUUUUGAAUUUUCAGGAAAAGGCUCCAAAAACCGCCUGUCUAUUUUCGGCCUGUCUACUUUUGUUGUUCGACACUGCCAACUUACGGUUAAUACCAAUUUUGCCAAGCAUCAGAUAAGUUUGUCACAAACUUAAUCAUGUGAUGUUCAUGUAUAACAAACCAGCUGACAAGUUAAUUUGUCUAGUGUAAAAAUAUAACUUUAUCUUGGACUUAUUUCUAUACUUAGCUAGCUAGCCCAUCUUUUUGUGCUAAGAAUAGAAAUAAGUCUAAUGAUUGAUAAAAGGAAAUAACAGUGAUGUCCCCUGAUUGGAGAUAAAUUUGAGAUUGAGUUUUUAUUUAAAUUCGCCCUUGUUGACCUAGGGAUGUUUUCCAGGAUGUGUGUGUUUUUUAUUACAGUUUGAUGCAGAAAACAUAAGUUAAUUAAAGAAAACUUUAACUUAGCUACGGAUUUGUAAGUAGUUAAGUAUAUUUUUACAUAUUGCCUAAGCAAAUGCCUACUGUAAAUAUGUCAAAUUUUGAUCAUUAUACUGUAGAUGUUUUUUUUAAACAAG